AAGGAGGAAGCGCGCGGGGCGCCAUAAGGAGGAAGCGGGCGUUCGGCGGUGUCCGCGCGCCCGGCAGACGCUGCCUCGGCCCCGACGCACCCGCGCCCCCGCGGCCGGAGGGUGGUCGCUGCUGGGACACCGUGAGCCAGGAGUGAGCUGGAGCUGCCGCGCUGCCCAGGCCAUGGACUGCGAGGUCAGCAAUGGUUCCGGCCUCCAGGAUGAGCGCAUCACGAACCUGCUGGUGUUUGGCUUCCUCCAAAGCUGCUCCAACCACAGCUUCCACGCGGAGCUGGAGGCGCUGGGCCGCGAGCUGCCCCAGUGGGAGGAGCCCGAUGAGGAGCUGCAGACCGACGGCAACCGCAGCAGCCACGCCCACGUGGGGAGGAUAGAGGCAGAUUCUGAAAGUCAAGAAGACGUCAUCCGGAACAUUGCCAGGCAGCUCGCCCAGGUCGGGGACAGCCUGGACCGCAGCAUCCCCCCGGGCCUGGUGAACCGCCUGGCCCUGCAGCUCAGGAACGCCGGCCGGUCAGAGGAGGACCGGAGGAGGGACCUGGCCAGUGCCCUGGAGCAGCUACUGCAGGCCCACCCUACGGACAUGGACAAAGAGAAGACCAUGCUGGUGCUAGCCCUGCUGCUGGCCAAGGAGGUGGCCAAUCACACGCCGUCCUUGCUCCGUGAUGUCUUCCGCACAACAGUGAAUUUCAUUAACCAGAACCUACGUGCCUAUGUGAGGAGCUUAGCCAGAAACGAGACGGACUGAAUCGACGGUUCCGAAAGCAUGACUGGCUGCAGCUCGGUGUGGCUACAGCUGGGUGGCUGCCUCAGUGCAGGUGGGCCCCUGGCCUGUCAGCAGCGUCCCUAGAGAAGACGGGCUGGAUGGCGGCUGUGAUUUCUCUCUCAAAGACAAUGUUCUAAGCUUAUAACCCACUUAAAAAUAUCCACAUUAAUAUACUUGAAUGAAAAUGUCCAUCUGCACGUAUCUGAAUGGCCUUCAUGUCACCACACAUGAAUCUGCACAUUCGUAACUACACGUGGUGCCUUUAUUUCAGCUGUGCAGGUUCCCACUUGAAAAAACAGGUUUCAAGGCAGUAGAAACAAAACACAAUUUUUUUUUUGUAAAGAAUAUUACCGUUUAAUAUUAAAGUUCCACCGUAGGGGAUGGUCUUACGGCAGGCAAUAUCCUGUGAGGAAAGUGGAGAAGAAAGGGGCAUACCUCUUACAAGUGAAAAAUUCCACUCAACACAGGGACUCUUACUACUAAGGAACCAACAGUCUUCCUGUUUAAAAACCAAACGGCACAGAGGUUCUGAACGCAAGUGCUGCACUCAAACAAUGCGAUAGUGCCCCCCAAUACCUAGGUGCUUGAUUUUUUUCAACUUUAUCUUCUUUUGAGUCAGAAAGAACCACCUGUGGUUCUAAAAGGCGUGAAGGUGAUGUAAGGGCCCAUGUCAGCCACUGUUUACAAACUCAGGUAGCUAACUGCACUGCACGCUUUCUCUCUCCAUGAAGUCAAGGCUUUGCUAAAGACAUUGAGCCAGGGGUGCCAGAAGCUGCUGCAAUGCCCUGGGAGCAGCCUGGUCCCAGCUGUAAACUGCCAGUUUCCAGCCACAUGCUGGGCUCUCCGUGCCUCCGAAGUGCAUCUGGAGAGACCAGGUUCCUAAGCAAAAGACGAAAGAGCAGUUGGACUUUUUAAAGUUCAGCAAAGUGGUUUCCUCUCCUAGGGAUGGUCAAAACCAAGUCACUUAGGUAGUACCAAAAUAAGGAAAAGCUUAGCUUUAGAAACAGUGCAACACUGGUCUGUUGUUCCAAUGGUAAGCUGUGUCCCAGGAAUCAGUGUAAAAGCACGACAGUAAAUGCUAGGUCCGUGUCACACACAGUGCCGUGAACAGGAGAGCUCCUGUGACCACACAUGAGGCUGCUGGGGAGGCGUAUGAGUAAGGGCCCUGACGGACUCAUAACUACUUCUUACCAAAGCCACUUUUCUGCUCCUUAAGAGUUUAAAAUCAUCAGAAAAGAAAAACUCUCCAUAUUGCUCAGCAUGGAAUACAUACCAUGUUAGAGCUGGCUCUUGAAGUGAGCAAAAGGUUACAAAUACUAAAAAGUGCUGCUAUGCAGUGUGAAGGCCACCAUUUGGAAAUAAAUUCUAACACUA
This is a messenger RNA of Cebus imitator (Panamanian white-faced capuchin), 2143 nucleotides long. It is a transcript of the gene BID, whose product is annotated as BH3 interacting domain death agonist. The record is from RefSeq and is a predicted model, not a curated record. Lineage: Eukaryota; Metazoa; Chordata; Mammalia; Primates; Cebidae. Bases 173 to 751 code for a protein of 192 amino acids. Gene Ontology annotation, cellular component: cytosol; cytoplasm; mitochondrion. Gene Ontology annotation, biological process: positive regulation of intrinsic apoptotic signaling pathway; positive regulation of extrinsic apoptotic signaling pathway; positive regulation of release of cytochrome c from mitochondria. The transcript is spliced from 6 exons.